CGGACAUGUGUCCCUGAGGAGAAGUACUUGACAUCCCGCUGUUCUGCCAAGAGAACAUGCAGAGGAAAAGGUGUCUGCAACACUAGAGGAAAUCUUUGGGCCUGGACCCCGCCUUGGGGAGGAGGAGAGGGUGGGGAGGACGCAUGGCUCCCCAGAUCUCACUGAGCGGCAGGGGAGUGGCUCUGAAGAUCAACCGCAUCUCCCUGGCUGCUAUGGCCACCCCACAGUGCCCCAGUGAGGGAAACACAGAGGGAGUGGGUGCCCUUCAUCCCUGUCACCUCACAGGAGCACCCAUGCCCCCUGUCUCACGGCCUCACUCCACCCCAGCCUCAUGUCGCAGCCAGCUGGCAGCAUGGUGGCUGGGAGGGGUGGCAGUGCUUCCAGAACCUUCUCAAGGGGCACUGAGGGGAACAGCCACCCCUCAGGGCAGCAGGGUGGCACGCUCCUUCGUCGGGUCCUGUGCCACCCCUGAGGGGAUAACUCUGGCAUGGCCACUGCCUGAGCGCCUCAAAGGAGAGAGGGUUAAGAUGUCUGUGCGAGGGUUGGCAGGACACUCCUCGAGGCAUAUUACUGCCAUUUUGAAGGCGUUCAUGACGAGAUGGCUCCAGGCACAUCAUGGCGGAUGGGGGAAAGCCCUGCUCCUCAGGCUGGGGGUCUGGGCAGUGUUGGUGGCAUCUCUCCUCCCCGGGGCAGGCAGCCAUCGUCCACCGCUGGGCUACGCUGUCCGUGAGAUAGUCCGGCCAAGGAAACUGGCCCCCAGGGUGGGAAAAGCUGUGGAGGAAGAAGUGUCCUACGUCCUCAGGGUGGAGGGGGACAACCGCAUCAUCCACCUCACGCAGAAGAGAGGACUUCUGGUGAAAAACCUGCCAGUCAUUACAUACAGCCCCAGGGGGACAAGAGUGGUGGAGCAGCCCCAUGUCCCCGAGGAGUGCUACUACCUGGGCUAUGUGGAGGGCAGCCCUGGCUCCCUCGUCACGCUGAGCACCUGCUCGGGUCUGAGGGGGCAACUGGAAAUUGGGAACUUGAGCUAUGGCAUUGAACCUGUGCCGGGGUCCCUCACCUUCCAGCACCUUCUCUAUCGGCGAGAGAAGACCCAGAGCAAGCCCUUGAUGUGUGGAUUGAUGGAUGAGGUGAUCCAAAACCAACUGGGUGGGAUGGGAGCUAAAACAGCCUUAGGAAAGUGUGACUUCUCUCAGAGACUGAAGCAUACCAUGUAUGUUGAGAUAUUUGUCGUGGUGGACCACUAUCUGUUUUCCUUCCAAGGAAGCAAUGAGACCUCUGUGAUGCUUCUGGUUACAGAUACGAUCAAUUUAUCUGAAACAUACUACUAUCCUCUGAAGCUUCGCAUCUGCCUGAUCGGGCUGGAGAUCUGGACACGCAGCAACUUCAUCAGGUACAGCCAGGAUAUAGAAGAAGUUCUUAAAAAUUUUAAUGACUGGGGAAAUAGGGAUCUUUCUCAGAGGAUGGAAUACGACAUUGCACAUUUAUUUACUUACAUGGACUUCGGACUAAUCGUUGGGCUGGCGUAUGUAGGUAGCAUCUGCCACCCUGGUUAUCAAUCAGGCAUUGUAUCACAUAUACAGAGAGAUUUCAUAACCUUUUCAAUUAUUUUUACUCAUGAGCUGGGUCACAACCUGGGGAUGGAGCACGACAAAAAGGAGUGUGUGUGUGGAGAAGCCACCAAGUGCUACAUGACGGGAGACUCGCUCGACGGCGCCAAGGCUUUCAGCAACUGCAGCAGGCAGAGCUACUUAGACCUGAUCAGUAGAGGGCAUGGCGACUGCUUAUGCAACAUCCCAGAGCCCCACCGACUCUUCCAUUUUAAACAUUGUGGCAAUAAGGUGAUCGAUGAGGGAGAGCAGUGUGACUGUGGUGGGUCGCAGGACUGCCGAGGCAAUCCCUGCUGUCACCAAAACUGCAGGCUGAAGCCAGGGGCUGUCUGCUCCAUUGGGCAAUGCUGUCAGAAAUGCCACUUUCGUGCUGCAGGACACAAGUGCAGGUCAGAGGCGGACGAGUGCGACUUACCUGAAUAUUGCAACGGGACUUCUGAGUGGUGCCCGGAGGAUUUGCACAUGCACGAUGGGACGCCAUGCAGCGAUGACAGCUACUGUUACCGCGGGAAAUGUGCGACCUAUGACAACCUGUGCAGAAAAGUCUUUGGGAAAGAAGCUCGGGGUGCUCCAGAAAGUUGCUUCAAAAAGCAGAACGUGAAAGGGGAUCGGUUUGGCAACUGUGGCGGCGAUGGGACCAAAGUUGGUUUUGUGGGAUGUAAACCCCAAAACGCUCUGUGCGGAAGGCUGCAGUGUGUCAAUGUGAAGAGGAUACCCGUUCUGGAGGGGUCUGAAACCAUCAUUCAGAUGCCAGGCCCUGAGGAUUGGUGCUGGGGCACAGCCUACCAUGCCAGCAUUGAUACACCUGAUAUCGGAGAAGGGCUUGAUGGCACCAGAUGUGGGCCAAAAAAGAUCUGUAUUAACAAGACAUGCACAGAUGCCAUGGUCAGGACAAAGUGCGACAGGAAGAUUUUGUGUGGGGGGAAAGGGGUUUGCAACAACCUCGAACACUGCCACUGCGAAGCUGGCUGGGCUCCUCCGGACUGCCAAUUCCAUGGCCUGGGAGGGAGUGUGGACAGCGGCCCUCCACCGUCUCUCAUGAUGUCCAUGGUGGACGUUGUCCAAAAUAAAGUGUUUGGGACAGUAACUGGGAUCACAGUUCCCAUUGCCCUUGUUCUGAUUGCUCUCCUCAUUGCUGUAACCAAAUACAGAACAGCAAUAACUGCGUUUUUCAGAACAAGUUUAGCCACAGAGAGAAGUGAGACUCCUGCAGAUGAGGAGCAGAGUAUGGAAGAAGAAGAUGUUUAAAAAACCAUGAAAGUAGUGGGAAACCCACCAGCUGAGGUUUGGAAAGGACUAGAGGCGCCGUGGGUACACCCCUGAAGCUGGACUGCUAGUCCCAGGAGAUUUUCCACAAAGUAAUUUACACAAUGUAACCGUGUAAACUGUAUGAAAGUUAACUACACAAAACGAGUAUUUCCUCUUCUUGUAUUACCUACUAUGUAAAUAAAAUUGGGUUGGAUUCAAAAAGUGAAGCUGUUAGAAAACAGUGUGUAAAAGUUAGAGAGUUGUUUUCAAUGCAGCUAAAGAUCUGGUUUAUUUUCUAUAGAACAGUGGGACUUUAGUAAAUAAUUCACUUGAGCAUCUAAAAGAUUAUAGACAGAUU
Molecule: messenger RNA, 3216 nt
Organism: Harpia harpyja (harpy eagle)
Lineage: Eukaryota; Metazoa; Chordata; Aves; Accipitriformes; Accipitridae
Product: disintegrin and metalloproteinase domain-containing protein 20-like
Exons: 2
Coding region: 144-2858 (904 amino acids)
Biological process (GO): proteolysis; male gonad development
Cellular component (GO): plasma membrane; external side of plasma membrane; sperm head plasma membrane
Molecular function (GO): metalloendopeptidase activity
Source: RefSeq, a predicted model, not a curated record